Molecule: messenger RNA, 2498 nt
Organism: Thamnophis sirtalis
Lineage: Eukaryota; Metazoa; Chordata; Lepidosauria; Squamata; Natricidae
Source: RefSeq, a predicted model, not a curated record
GGAAUGGUUACUUUUUAAUGUACAUGACCCAGCACUUUCUUGACACAUACAGCAAAUAUAAGCAGAGUGAGGAAGGGCAAUGCAAAAGAGAUCUCAGUAGGAACAUGUUGAGCAAAGGUGGGGGUAGUAAAGAUAGGAGAAUGAAGCAUGAGGAAGAAUUGAGCCCUUGAACUCUGGGUUCCAACUUCCUUGGCACAGAUAUGUGCUCAGAAAGAGGAGCAAAAACAAGCCAAAUUGAUAACCUGGUCUGCCUAGUGUGAUCCUGAUGGUUUUGGUGUCUGUCAAGUUAAUGCUCAAAAAAGGAUUGAGACAGGACAGUUAAGAAGUCCUUUUGUUUACCAUUAUAUAUUUCUAUGUCUCUAGCUACUGAUAUUUCUAGAAGAUGCAACAUAACAUUUAAUCUCACCUCAUUCUGUAAUUUAAGAUAUGUGAUUUUAACCUGUACGAUACUACAAAAAUGCAUGAUGAGGAAGCCGAGGAUGACAUCUCUAUGCAGCUUGUCAUUCAGCAAAGCCUGCAUGACAUACCCGGGAGCAAGACGGUGACUAUUGCAAAGAGUGACAGGUGUGCCCUGCCUUUGAUAUAUUGUUCCUACAAAGUAUUGAACUUCCGCUUUCUCACUCUAAAGAAGGAGGAAUUAAAACUACCACCUCCAGCUUUUUAUUAUUUUGAUAAGAGUUUGUUACUUAUUACUAAAACAAAGUGGUCUUUGAGUUUAAAGAGCACAAAUUCUAGAUCUUUCAUACUCAUAACAGGUGAAGAAGAGUCUUUACUUCAGUUGACGAGGAAUGGACCUGCUUUUCAGGAAGUAGACGCUCAAGGUUGGCUUCCUCUUCAUGAAGCAGCAGUACAACCAAACAAGACUAUUCUAGAAAUUACUUUGAAAGCCUCACACCCUACUGUCUGGCAACGGACCAACCUGAAAGGAGAAACUCCUCUGUUUCUAGCUGUGGACAAAUGCCUUGUGGAAAAUGUCAAUGUCCUGCUAAUCAAUGGGUUUGAUCCUGAUACUAAGAAUGAAGAAGAAGAUUCUGCUUUAAUUAUUGCAAUUAAACAUGAAUCGUAUGAAAUUGCUUCCUUACUGAUACAAUUUGGUGCCAAUACCAAUCUACAGUGUAUCAACAAAAGGACAGCUUUACAUGAGGCAGCCAGAUUAGGCUUGAAAGAUAUGGUGGAAUUAUUGCUUUGGUCGAAAGCAGAUCCAGAUCCACGAAGUUCAUAUGGGCUCACCCCUCUAGCAUUGGCAGCACAGAAUGGGCAUACAGAAAUUCUGGAACUCCUACUGCGCAAAGGUGCCAACAUCCUUUCCCAAGCAUCAGAUUCUGCAUCUAUAUUAUUUGAGGCUGCUGGAGGAGGAAACCCAGAUUCCAUCUCUCUCCUACUAGAAUAUGGAGCUGAUGCCAAUGUACCAAAGCAAUCCGGUCAUCUUCCUAUCCAUAGAGCUGCUUAUAGAGGUCAUUUCUUGGCUUUACAGAUUUUGAUCCCAGUCACGGAUAUCAGUGCCAUAAAGGAGAGUGGAAUCAGCCCACUUCACUCGGCGGCAGCAGGAGGACAUUCUCAGUGUCUUGAAUUUCUACUCAAAUCUGGGUUUGAGGCUAAUUUUAUGUUGCAUCGAAGAAUUCAGAAAAACUACGAUGAUGAGAGAAGGUCAGCCCUGUAUUUUGCAGUCUCUAAUGGGGAUAUUGAGUCCGCUCAUUUGCUCCUGGAUGCCGGAGCCCUACCAAAUCAAGACCCCGUUAAUUGCCUCCAAGUGGCCUUGAGAAUGGGUAACUAUGAACUCAUCAGUCUCCUGCUUCGCCAUGGAGCCAACGUGAAUUACUUUUGUAGAAUCAAUACCACCCAUUUUCCAUCGGCCUUACAGUACACACUGAAAGAUGAAGUCCUGUUAAGGAUGUUGCUGAAUUAUGGAUACAAUGUUUCCAGCUGUUUUGAUUGUCCUCAUGGAGACAGCAAGCAUUCCAAGUACUUAUUUGAAGGGUGGACCUCAACUGUUAUAAAAGACACAAUGUUCUGUGAAGUGAUUACACUGUCAUGGUUAAAGCACCUGUCCGGGAAGGUAGUGCGAGUGAUGCUAGACUAUGUAGAUCAUAUUAGAAUAUGCUCUAAACUUCAAGAUACUCUUCGAGAACAAAAACUGUGGCCAGAAAUCAAUGCAAUUUUGUCAAACACACGUUCUUUGCAACAUCUUUGCCGUCUGAGAAUCCGGAAAUGCUUAGGACGUUUACGUCUGCGCUGUCCUGUCUUCCUGACAUUUCUGCCAUUACCAAACCGCUUGAAAGAAUAUAUCCUCUAUAAGGAGUAUGACCUCUAUGGACAAGGACACCUAAAAGGAAUCUACUAAGUCAAAUGCAUAAAAGUGCAGUUGGAAGAUAUCCUAUAUAUAUAAAUGAACGAAGAUAUUAAAGCAUGUUUAAAAUAGAAUUCUAGUUGGUACUAAUGUCUGCCUGCUUUAUAUGACAGUACAAAAAAGUACUGUUUUGUUAAUGGAACAAAACACC